Molecule: messenger RNA, 3099 nt
Organism: Aspergillus tanneri
Lineage: Eukaryota; Fungi; Ascomycota; Eurotiomycetes; Eurotiales; Aspergillaceae
Gene: canA
Product: putative cullin binding protein CanA
Exons: 3
Coding region: 1-3099 (1032 amino acids)
Biological process (GO): SCF complex assembly; protein ubiquitination
Cellular component (GO): nucleus
Source: RefSeq, a predicted model, not a curated record
AUGUCGUCGUAUUCUCAAGAUGACGAGCACGACCCUCAGGAGGAUGAGCUCCGCGAGACCGCUCUCGUUACGCUGGAGGCCUUAAUUAGCUCUUGCAGCCAGCAGAUGCAACCUUACCUGUCCAACACAGUGCAGUCUGCUCUUCGAUACCUCAAAUACGACCCUAAUGUCGCAGAUGUAGAAGAAGACGAGGAGAUGGGUGGUACCCAGGAUGAUGGUUCAGAGGACGACGAGGCCGAUCUGGAUGACGACGAGUUUGGAGACUUCGAGGAGGAUGGGGGAUACAGCGAUGUUGAUGAUAUGAGUUGGAAAGUCCGGAGAUGUGCAGCGAAACUCCUUUACACAGUUAUCUCGGCAUAUGGGAGGGGUCGCGCAUUGGACAACUCAUUAUACCAGCAGAUUGCGCCUGCCCUUAUCUCCCGGUUCAGCAAGGAAAGGGAAGAAAGCGUGAGGCUUGAGGUGGUUUCCACAAUGACGGCUCUGGUUCGCAAAACCGGUGAAGGUGCUAUGAUAAUAACGUCUAGUGGCUUCCUGGAGUCGGUUGGUGGAUCAAAAAACUCGAGGAAGAGGAGACGGCAAGAUAGUGAUGCAAACAUGAUCGACUUUGAGCCAAGUAUUGGUACAUCAUCUGCUGUUGGCACGCCGGUUGUUGCCCCAUCGUCACCCGAAUCUGGGCCGCAGGCUGACUUGGCUCGCUCGGUGCCUAUUAUUGUACAAAGCGUCGUCAAGAUGUGGAAGCAGGCUUCUGUCCCCUUGAAACAGGCUAUUGUCGUCCUGCUUAAGAGCCUGGCUCUUGUUCGUUACGGUGGCCUAGCUGAUCAUCUUCAGCAGAUCGAAGACCCAAUUGUGGAUGUCCUCAAGUCAUCAUCCCUUUCGGGAGGCUCGUCCGCCCCUGCUGGAGCGGCAGUCAGUGCGGGAACCCUCCAGGUCGAGACAUUGAGCCUGAUUGCCGCCAUUGCUGAAACACACACAUCGGAUGCUCUCCUGCCUUUCUUGAUCGCCUUAAUUCCGGGCGUUAUCGGCUCUGUCCGAGACAGGAACUAUAAGGUUAGCAGUGAAGCUCUUGGGGCUGUGGAACAGAUAAUGAAAGCUCUUACGCCACCUCGAGUAUCCAUGACGUCCCAGGAUCUCGAGUCACAGUUGGAGAAGCUGUAUGAUGUGGUUCAGGAUCGCAUUGCUGAUACGAGUGCUGACCUUGAGGUUCGCCAGCGAGCUAUUCAUGUAUUUGGUGUGCUCUUAGCUCGGACCUCAGGCGAGAAUGGUUCUACCUUCCUCUCAUUGGACCGCCGUUCAAGGGGUAUCAGUGUCUUAGUUGAUCGUCUGAGAAAUGAGACUACUAGGCUUGCAGCCGUUCGCGCUGUGGACGACGUUGCCGUCUUGUGCAGCCGUGAGAUAGAUGUCCCUUCGACGUGGGUCAGUGAGGUCACUAUCGAACUUAGUGCUCAACUACGCAAGUCAGACCGCGUGCUCCGAGGUGCCAGCUUGGAGGCUCUUCGCAGCCUCGCUAUGAAUCCUAAUACUAGGGCCCAUUACGACAAUAAAACGAUGAAGGACUUGGAGGACUCCCUUCUGCCCCUCAUCAGUGCUGAGGAUUUCCAUUUCCUUGCGCCUGCCCUAAUUAUCCUGGCAAAGCUCGUCCCUGGAAAUUCCCCGCUCCUUGUCAACGAAGGUCUAGUGUCUGCUCUAUGUUUGAUUGUCGUCUCACCCCUGGUUGGCACCGUACUAAAGGCAUUAUUGCUACUCGUUAAAGUUAUCGGGGAAGAGGGAGCUGGAGCAGAGCUAAUGGGAAAGCUUUUGAGAGAUGUUGGCAUCAAUGGUGACACUUCCGUUGUCGGCAGAGCAAUUGGGACGCUUUUGGUCCACGGCGGCUCAAGGUUAGGGGUCAAGAUGGAAGACUUUAUGACAGAACUACAAACCGCGCAAGAUGCUCAGCGGAAAUGUCUCGCCCUUGCUAUUUUGGGAGAAAUUGGUCUGCGCAUGGGGGCACAGUGUGCAUUAUCACCGGAACUGUUCAUUAAGCAUUUCGACUCCAAGUCAGACAAAGUACGGUUGGCUUCAGCCACGUCCCUGGGCAAUGCUGCUGCGGGUAAUGUGAAAGCGUAUUUGCCCACUAUCUUAGGUGGCCUGGAGCAGUCGAACCCUCAGAGCUACCUGCUUCUUCACUCCGUUAAAGAAUUGCUUCAACACCCUGAAAUUGUGCGGCCUGAUGUGGCACCUUCUGCGCUCAAGCUCUGGCAGGCCCUUCUCCAGGUUUCGGAAGAGGAAGACAACCGAGCUGUUGGAGCGGAAUGCGUUGGUCGACUGGCAUUGAUUGACCCCGUAGCUUACAUACCACAUUUCCAGGAAUACCUAUCCAGUACUGAUGCCGGCAUUCGGGGUGUUGUCAUCUCUGCAUUCCGUUACACACUUUCCGACUCAAGCGACACCUAUAACGAUGUGUUGCGGCCGUUGAUUGUCCCCCUUUUAGUCAAAAUGCUCAGUGAUCGUGAUCUCGGUAAUCAUCGUCUUGCGUUGACGACCUUGAACUCAGCGAUCCAUAACAAAAUGGAAAUCAUUCUCCCGCACCUCAAUGAACUGCUUCCGGCAGUAUUUGGCGACACACAAAUUAAACCAGAACUCAUUCGUGAAGUCCAGAUGGGGCCAUUCAAGCACAAGGUCGAUGAUGGUCUUGAGUUACGUAAGAGUGCCUACGAAACCCUCUACGCGUCCCUGGACACCACAUUUUCACUUUCCCACGUUUCCGAAUUUUUCGAUCGUAUUCUAGCGGGAAUCGAUGACGAGCAAGAUAUCCGCACUAUUUGCAACCUUAUGACCUCCAAACUCAUCACACUCGCUCCAGAAGAGACGCAGCGAUACCUUGAUGUCCUAUCGGAGCGCUACGGCAUUGUUCUGUCCUUCAAACCCAAGGAUAAUGCUGUGAAGCAAGACCUUGAAAAAGCACAGGAAGCAUCCAUGGGUGUUCUUAAGAUCUCCCGCGAAUUGAGCAAAGCAUUCCCAAAUGCUGAGGCUUCUGGGGAGCAUCACAAAUGGAAAUCAUACAUGGAAUGGAUCCGGAAGACGUUUACUACGCAGCUGAAGAGCAUGGAUACGGAAUUUUAG